This is a messenger RNA of Fusarium mangiferae, 2127 nucleotides long. RefSeq lists its product as uncharacterized. The transcript has 4 exons. Gene Ontology annotation, molecular function: protein binding. The record is from RefSeq and is a predicted model, not a curated record. NCBI's taxonomy places the organism in Eukaryota, Fungi, Ascomycota, Sordariomycetes, Hypocreales, Nectriaceae. The coding region runs from base 1 to 2127 and encodes 708 amino acids.
AUGGCAGAAAUUCUCGGUCUGGCUUCCAGUAUCAUCACAAUAGUGGAGGUGGCUGGAAAGCUCGGCACCAACACCAUUCGACUCAAGCGAUUAUGGGACGAAGUACAGGAUGUCCCAGCUAGUAUUCAGAGAUGUAUCGAGCAAUUGGAGAUCUUGGCCCCCGCCAUCGAGGAAAUGGACCACGAGUUUGAAAAGACCCGGAAUAUGAUACAGAACGACUCGGCUGCCAAGCGAAGCCUUGAAUAUUCACGGAAAGCGGUAGAGACUCUCGACACGUUGGUCAGAGACAUGGAGACACAGAUCAGCGCGGCAAAGGCCAGUAGGAGACUGGUAGCUCAGCUCAAAGUCAGGAUCAAAAGAGACGUGAUUGAAGAUCACCAGCAUCGACUCACAUCAGCCCUUCAAUUGCUGUCUCUUUCCCAACAAACCUAUUUGAUUGCUUUAUCGCGCGCCCAACCCGAAAUCAUCAUUUCUGAAAUAAGAAAUUGGCGGGACUCAGAAUAUCAGAAGCGAAUUUCUUUAGCCAUUGAAGAAGACGACCAGUCUAUAGAAGGUGAACGACCUGGAGAGCCACAAGUCGCAGAAUCUCAAGACUAUGUCAAGUCUUCUGUAUCUAGUGAUUUCGAUUUGUGGUCCGCCAAAAGGCGAUUGCCACAAUUACGACCCAGUCUACUAGGCAGCUUCGCUUUCCACUCUUACGAGGUUGCCGAAAGCUCUUCAAUCCACUAUGUGCCAGACAAGGCACGAUUCUUUCAAACAAGGAUUCAUAUGCCGUGGUUCAUAAAAAGAUCCUGGGACUUGUCAGUCCUUCGGGCGUCAACCGGGUGGACUUUUCAACUGAACACUAGAAACAUUCGUCCCUGGAAUGCUAAAAUAUUUGCGGCCCUCCUAUGUGGGGAAGUUGAACAUACUAUUGAACUUCUCAAGAACAAAGAGGCAUCAAUAUAUGACGUUAGUCCUAAUGGACGCUCAUUGCUUCAUGUUGCGACUUUGAGCGAACAUAUCGAAUCCAUCAAGGCUCUCCUCCUCAUGGGAAUGAAAGUUUCUGACAUUGAGCCAUCGGAUCUAUUUAGCUUUAUAUACUCCUGCUUCUGGGAAGAUCCUCAAGCAAAGAGCCCAGUGGAGCUUGGCCGUCAAUGGUUAAAAGAAAUAGGGGGUAUAUCAACCGAGCAUCUGAACAAUCAGUACUUCUCUCGUACCUUCUGGGGAGUACCAAGCGUGUACACUCUUUUGUCGGAGACAGGAUCUGUUCGUCAAAUGUUGCCCUCAUUUUCCUGGACCUGUGUCAACCCAGCGGUUCCUUUGGAACUGUUGAAGAGCGGUCUCGCUGUAGCCGCUGACUUCCCCCGGUGCAUCUGUUCAUCAGGUCCGGAUGGUAUUUGCCGCUGCUAUACUUCGAGUCUCAUGUUCCAGUAUUUCCAUGCACUCUUGAACAACGACAAGAGCUUCCCUGACUGGAGGCGCUUAGCAAGAAAGGCACUACUGGGAGUUUCGCCCUUGGAUAUCGUUCAUCCCCAUGAGGGAGCCUUCUGUAGUCUUACUAGUAUCCUAAAAGCACUAUGGAAGCGGCAGUUCCGACUCUUCCCUUUUGCAAGGUGGAUACAAAACGCUGUUACUCUAUGGCUCGAAGAUGUUGCAGCGGCCGGCAUCAACCUCGAAGAGUAUAUGAAUCUAGAAUUAUUAUACGGCCUGAACUUCCAAAAGAAUGCCGUGUGUAAGGACAUGAAAAUGAAGAUUCGACCAGGGGCACGUUUACCGGAGUCCGGGCCUUCACUGGUAAUUCUGUCAGUUGGACCAUGUGCUGGUGAUUGGUCUUUCUCCUGGGAUCCCUGUGUGGAAGAGCUAUCUGGCGACUUCUGGACAGCGAUUGAAGAUAUUCCAAUAAAGGUGCCUGGAGCUUGGGUAGAUGAGCGACCUGAAGACUUUGAGUCUCUUGUGGGAGGCCACCGAUUAUGUUGGCUCUGGCGGUACGCUACAUAUACGUUCAAGAUGGCGAUUGGAGACAUUCAGAAGAAAAAACAUCAGCAACAGAUGCGAUCGCGAGGGCCAGAGUGGACAGAGCGGAAAGAUCGCGAGAGUUUACAAAUACGAGGAAUGAUGACGUGCGGGGAGUUUCCACCUCAUUAA